CUGCGUAGCGUACUAAAGACGCGUUAACACUUUCGUUUGUUCAGUGUGCGUCUCUUGUCUAUAUAUAUAUCCUAGCCCAGCCGCACUACAAUUUUCCCACUGUUUGGGAGCACAAAUCACCGUUUGCGAACAUGGCAUCGAAUUCUUCUUCCUUCAAGAUAAUAUUGGGAUCGUCUUCGGUAGCACAUCGGAAAAUAUUGGCUGAGAUGGGAUACGACUUCACUAUCAUGACUGCGGACAUUGAUGAGAAAUCCAUCCGAAGGGAAAAGCCGGAGGGUUUGGUUAUGGCUAUUGCGGAAGCGAAGGCUGACGCUAUCAUAUCAAAACUACAAACAAUCGAUAAUGAAAAGAAGGAUGCUGAACCAACAGUUAUAGUUGCAGCAGAUACAGCAGAUGCCAUCUUACAAAGGCUCCCCAUUGGUGACAACAUAAUAAAGGAUGCUGAGCCAACACUAUUAAUUACUUCUGAUCAAGUGGUGGUCUAUGAAGGGGUGAUCAGGGAAAAACCUUCCAGCAAGGAAGAAGCACGUCAGUUUAUGAAAGACUAUUCUGGUGGGCAUGCAGCAACCGUAGGGUCUGUGCUUGUUACAAAUCUUAAAACAGGAUUCAGAAAAGUAGAUUGGGACAGAGUGGAGAUCUAUUUCCAUGAAAUACCUGAUGAAACCAUUGAGACCUUGAUUGAGGAGGGUACCGUGCUCAAGGUUGCUGGGGGACUGAUAAUCGAGCAUCCUUUGAUUCUUCCCUUAAUAAAACAAGUGGUAGGGACAACUGAUAGCGUGAUGGGACUCCCCAAGGCUCUCACUGAGAGACUGCUAAAGGAGGCCAUCUAGUUCUUGACAACCUUUUUUUUUCGAUGCUUCUUAGAUGGUACUUAAACUAAUAUUUGCAGUUUUUGUUAUUUUCCUAAAUAAUUUUCCCAGUAUCGAGCGUCAUUGAUUGAAUUUGAUAACAUUCUUACGCAUUGUUAUACCCGUCUAUUUUUGGAUAUCAAAGUUGUGUUGGAUUUUUCAAA
This is a messenger RNA of Ziziphus jujuba (common jujube), 1012 nucleotides long. RefSeq lists its product as uncharacterized. Gene Ontology annotation, molecular function: nucleoside triphosphate diphosphatase activity. The transcript is spliced from 10 exons. The record is from RefSeq and is a predicted model, not a curated record. NCBI's taxonomy places the organism in Eukaryota, Viridiplantae, Streptophyta, Magnoliopsida, Rosales, Rhamnaceae. The coding region runs from base 132 to 830 and encodes 232 amino acids.